GGAAAUUCAAGCUGUUGCAGAACAUUGAGGAUUUUUUUUAAUAAAUCCAGACUAUCCAAUCUCCGGUAUUUAAAAAAAUAUCAAAGCAUUUGUUAUUUUGCCCUACUCAAUGGCUUUGAACAAUAAGUCACCAACAAGUUAACAAUUAUAAGCGUACUUCAUCCACUUUGUAUCAUUAGCCUUUGUUGAUAUAUUGUAAUCGUUCAACAAAAAAAAUGCCAGUCAAAUUACUUCAUUCUAUCAAUCCAUGCUUAUAUUUGAUUACUUCAAAUGAAUUAAUCACAUUCAUUAAACCAAUUAUUACAUUAAUUAAUAAUACUGUCGGUGUAGCUGCAUUAGCUAUGCCAUUCUGUUUUCAUCAGUGUGGUAUUCUAUUAUCUUUCUUAUUUCUUGGAAUAACUGCCGGAUUCUCGAUUAUGUCAUGUGAUGCACUGAUUGAUAUUUGUUCCACGCAUCGAGUGUUGCCAUUUGAACAUGCAUGUUUUAAAGCAUUAGGUUAUAUGGGGAAAAAUUUAGCUGAAUUAAGGAUAUUAUGUGACUAUUGCUGAUCUUAGCAGUGGAGUUGUUUCACAAAUUAUUGUAAAUAUA
Messenger RNA from Schistosoma turkestanicum, 588 nucleotides. The record is from the annotation of a GenBank genome assembly. Lineage: Eukaryota; Metazoa; Platyhelminthes; Trematoda; Strigeidida; Schistosomatidae.